CGCCCCUCCUCCUCUCUCCUCUGCCUCCAAAAGUGUCUCCGGCCGCUACCGCCGGCCUACGGUUCGCCGCUGUCAUGGCGAAGGGUCACAGCUUAAAACUCACGCAACGGAACAGGUGAAACGGAGGAGAGGAGGGAAAAGUGAAUUCGUAGAAGAAAAUAAAAUCACCUCAGGAGAUAAAAGUUGGGAGUUUCUGGUGAAGAGCCGGAGUGUGCUGCCGCGACGACGUUUAAAUCAUUGCUGGCCCACUUUCUGUACAGUUUUCUAUUUUAUUUUAAAUUCAGUGUGGUUGCUUUGAAAAGAAGGGCUGAAGGCAAAGUUCUGUCUGGAGUGGGAGCUGUGAGCUUCAUAUCGUGCCAGCGACAUGUCCGAGUCCAACGUGAAGGUGGCGGUGAGGAUUCGCCCCAUGAACAGGAGAGAGAUUGAUUUGAAGACAAAAUGUAUUGUGGAUGUGGAAGGCAAUCAGACCAUCCUAACUCCAGCUAAUGCAAACCUCAGCAAAGGAGACGCCAGGAGUCAACCAAAGGUUUUUGCAUACGAUCACUGUUUCUGGUCGAUGGAUGAGUCUGUUAAAGACAAGUAUGCAGGUCAAGAUAUAGUGUUCAAGUGCCUAGGUGAAAGUUUGCUGCACAAUGCCUUCCAAGGAUACAAUGCUUGUAUAUUUGCUUAUGGCCAGACUGGUUCGGGAAAAUCGUACACAAUGAUGGGAUCAAAGGACAAGCCGGGUUUGAUCCCCCGGUUGUGCAGCAAGCUGUUUGAACGUGCAUUGCAAGAGGCAAAUGAAGAGCAGAGCUUCACAGUUGAAGUGUCGUACAUGGAAAUCUACAAUGAGAAAGUUCGGGACUUGCUUGAUCCUAAGGGCAGUCGACACAGCUUGAAGGUGAGAGAACACAAGGUUCUAGGUCCGUAUGUGGAUGGUUUAUCUAAGCUGGCUGUGGCAAGUUACAAGGAUAUUGAAUCUCUGAUGUCAGAAGGGAACAAGUCCCGAACGGUUGCUGCAACCAACAUGAAUGAGGAAAGCAGUCGUUCCCAUGCCGUAUUCAACAUUAUUCUGACACACACGCUGUGUGAUCUCCAAUCUGGGACGCUGGGUGAGAAGGUGAGUAAAUUGAGCUUGGUGGACCUGGCCGGCAGUGAGAGAGCAGCAAAAACUGGCGCUGCUGGGGAUCGUCUAAAAGAAGGAAGCAACAUCAACAAAUCCUUAACAACUCUAGGCCUGGUGAUCUCUGCUCUGGCAGAUCAGGCUGCUGGUAAAAACAAGAACAAGUUCGUCCCCUACAGAGAUUCUGUGCUGACCUGGCUACUCAAGGACAGUCUUGGUGGAAAUAGCAAAACGGCAAUGAUAGCGACAGUCAGCCCUGCAGCCGACAAUUAUGACGAAACGCUGUCAACGCUGAGGUACGCAGACAGAGCCAAAAACAUUAUUAAUCAUGCUGUGGUGAAUGAAGAUCCUAAUGCCCGGAUCAUCCGGGAGCUCCGCGAGGAAGUAGAUAAACUGCGGGAACAACUCUCCAGAGCAGAGGCAAUGAAAUCUCCAGAGUUGAAGGAUCGUUUGGAAGAAUCUGAAAAACUAAUUCAAGAAAUGACUGUUACCUGGGAAGACAAGCUAAGGAAAACAGAGGCCAUUGCACAAGAACGUCAAAGGCAGCUUGAGAGUCUUGGCAUUUCUCUUCAGUCCUCAGGAAUCAAAGUUGGGGAUGACAAGUGUUUCUUGGUGAAUCUGAAUGCCGAUCCAGCCUUAAAUGAGCUGCUUGUUUAUUACUUAAAGAAUCACACUCUGAUUGGAUCUGAUGAUUCGCAGGACAUACAGCUGUGUGGAAUGGGAAUACUUCCAGAACAUUGUGUCAUUGAUAUCUCUCCAGAGAGACGCGUCAUUCUCACACCAAAACAAAACACCAGAACAUUUGUAAAUGGCUCCCUUUUAACCUGCCCUACGCAGCUUCAUCACGGUGAUCGAAUCCUCUGGGGUAACAACCAUUUCUUCAGAAUUAACCUGCCAAAACCGAAGCCAUUGCAGGAUGAAGAGGGGCAGGAAAGCUCCAUGAAGCAAAGUUCUAGUAGUGAGCAACUGGACGGAGAUGGAGACAGCGCUAGUGAUGGCUCCAGCGAGAGUAAUUACAGCUUUGAGUUUGCACAGAUGGAGGUCACGAUGAAGGCUCUUGGGAACAAUGAUGCGAUGCAGUCAGUGCUGCAGAGGCUGGAGUGGCAACACCAGGAGGAGAAACGCUCGGCGCUGGAACAGCAGCGCCUCAUGUAUGAGCGGGAACUGGAACAGUUACGCAGGCGUUUGUCCCCCGAGAAACAUUACCGUAGCAUGGAGCGCCUUUCUUUCAGUUCCCCCAGCACUCAGCAGCGCCUCCGUCAAUGGACUGAGGAAAGGGAGGCAAUGCUGAAUCACAGUCUCAUGAAACUGCAGGAGCAGAUUGCCAAAGCGAAUCUUUAUGUCCGUGAGGCAAAUUACAUCGCUGAAGAGAUGGAGAAGAAGACCGAGUAUCAGGUGACUCUACAGAUUCCAGCAUCCAACCUUGAUGCUAACCGAAAGCGAGACUCUGUUCUCAGUGAACCAGCGAUUCAAGUACGGCGGAAGGGCAAAGGGAAGCAGAUCUGGUCACUGGAGAAGCUGGAAAACCGACUUAUUGAUAUGCGUGAGCUUUACCAGGAAUGGAAAGAUUGUGAUGAGGACAAUCCUAUGAUGAGAUCCUACUUUAAGCGGGCCGACCCAUUCUUUGACGAACAGGAGAACCACAGUUUGAUUGGAGUUGCAAAUGUUUUCUUGGAGUUGCUGUUCUACGACGUUAAACUACAGUAUGCAGUACCCAUCAUCAAUCAGAAGGGGGAGGUUGCAGGACGCUUGCACGUAGAGGUGUUACGAACAAGUGGUGACUUCAAUGAUCGCAUCGCUGGUGGAGAUGAUGCACUGGACGAUGGGAAUGAGAGUGAAUCGCAUGAAAGGGAAACAGCACGAAAAUUCACCUGCAGAAUAAAAAUCCUCCAAGCUACGGGCUUGCCUCGACACCUGUCGAACUUUGUUUUCUGCCAGUACACCUUUUGGGAUCAGACAGAACCAACCAUGGUUGCUCCAGAAGUAGAUCCUUCCUCUUUAAGUCCGGCUGGAAAAGACCCAGAGUGCAUGGUCGUUUUUGACCACUGUAAGGAAUUCUCGGUCAGUCUUUCUGAGGACCUGCUGGAAUAUCUCUCUGAAGGAGCUUUGGCAUUCCAAGUCUACGGACAUAAACCAUGUGACCCUCGUAAAACUCCUUCCAUAUGGGACUUGGGAAUAAUACAAGCCAAAACACGAUCACUACGGGAUAGAUGGAGUGAGGUGAUGCGGAAGGUCGAGCUGUGGAUCCAGAUCUUGGAACUGAAUGAGAAUGGGGACUAUGUUCCUGUGGAGGUAAUCCCCUCCAAGGAUGUUUCCACAGGUGGCAUUUUCCAGCUACGCCAGGGUCAGUCUCGACGGGUGCUAGUGGAGAUACGGUCAGUUCAAGAUUCUGGGACAUUGCCAUUAAUUGCUGAGGAAGUGUUGUCUAUUGCUGUGGGAUGUGUCAAAACGAGACCUGCGAGAACUCAGAAAUAUCAAGAUGCCCACUUGGAAGAAGAUGAUGAUAUGGACAGUUACCAGGAGAGAGAUUUGGAGAAGCUCCGUCGGAAGUGGUUGAGUACUUUGACAAAGAGACAGGAAUACCUUGACAAGCAGCUCCAGAAACUCAAUAGUAAACCUAAUAAGUCUGAGGAUGAUGCGGAUCGUGAGGCGCAGUUGCUGGAACGAAGGUUGACUCUGACAGAAGAGAGGAAUGCAGUCAUGGUCCCAACAGCUGGGAGUGGAAUCCCAGGCUCCCCGGCAAAAUGGAGCCCGGCUGCUGGAAUGGAAACACAUGUUCCUGUUGUUUUUCUUGAUUUAAACACAAAUGACUUCAGCUCCCAGGAAGAUCUGGAUGGACCGGAGCCUGGUGGUCUGGAUGCCAGCCUUAUAGAUGAAGAUGUCGAUGAAAUUUUAGAACUGCAAAUUGCAAAGCAUCAUGAUACAGAGGUGAAAGCAGAGGCUUCGUGGGAUUCCAAUGUCCAUAACUGUGUGUCACUGAGCAAAGGGACACCAGUUGAUGAGCGUGUUUUCCUCAUCGUGAAGGCGGUGGUGAAGCUGAGUCAUCCUGCUGACAUGCAGCUGGUGCUGCGUAAACGCAUCUGCGUAAACGUCUAUAGCCGACAGGGUUUUGCACAAAAUUUCUUGAGAAGAAUGUCCCACAGAAGUACGCUGAAUGCAUGUGGAGUGACCUUUGAGAUUGUCUCCAAUAUCCCAGAGGAUGCUCAGGCAUCUGAAGACCGUGAAACCCUGGCACGGAUGGCAGCUGAACUGGAAAAUGCAGAGUCUGCUGAGAAGGAAGCCUACAUUGAGAAAUACCUACGUAGUGUACUGGCGGUGGAGAACAUCCUUACACUGGACCGCCUACGCCAGGAGGUUGCAGUAAAAGAACAAUUGAAUGCAAAACGUAAAUUGACCAGAAGAUGCAACAGUUCUCCAAACGUCAACCGGUUAUCUGGGAGCCGACAUGACCUCAACACAAGAUCGAGCCUUGAACGUAACAAGAGCCGAUGGGAGAGUCACCAGGACAUAUCCAUGGCUGCACUGCAGACAAACAAGAAGACGCCUCCACAUUGUUCCCCAGUGUCCCGCUAUUCAUUGCCACCCCAGUCACAAGAUGCAGACUCGUUGUCAGUGCUGGCAGCCUCAUACUUGACUCCAGUGAAGGCCUUUGUACCUCAGAUGCCCAAACUUCUCAAAUCACUUUUCCCUGUACGAGAUGAGGAGAAGAGAAAGUCGCCUUCUCUGCCAAGUCAGUCUGUUCCCCAGAUUUUAGUGCAUUCCGCUAGCCUCGAUGUUGAACAGAACAAAGAUGCUCAUGAAGAGAAAGCACCUUGUGUCCCAGUGGCAACGACAAAAACUGUCCACCCUACAAACUGUGGAAACGUUCCACUGAAGAGCGAGCUUGCUGACACACCCACCCAGAAACCCCAUCAAGAACCUCAAAGUCCUUCCAGUGAAGCUUCAAGUGGCUACUUCUCACACAGCGUUUCCACAGCGACCCUCUUCGAGACGAGCAUGUCGACGAACAGUGAUGUCAACUCUCUCCAUUCCAGACAAGUAACCUCAGAUGUGGACAUCUCCGCCCAGUCAGAAAACCAAGAAGUAUUGCGCUGCGAGGGCUUGGCACAGUCAGGCACUGAGUCAGAGAUGAGCCCCAGUUUUGCUGGAGGUGCUGUCAAUGGAGUUGAGAAUCUGCUGUAUCACAGUAAUGAAACGAGAGAUGAUGCUCCUCAGACCUCCAAUGAAGUUGGAAGUCAAACCCAACUGCAAAACGCAGACACGGACGUUGGAAAGGGUUGUGGAAGCUUUCACAGUCAAUCACUACAGCCCGAGGAAACAGUGGCAAGAGGAGACAGGGAAUGGUUCUCAUCUGAAAGCACCCUCACUCCCUCUGGGAUAACUGAACAACUCUCGACUGAAAUGGUUAGCACUCAAAUGCCCGCCAAAAUCUCCACACCACUUACCAUCCAGACUGACACAUUGACAAAUUUAUCACCCGUGCAGAAGCCAGCAUCACCAUUAACCAAGUCGAAACCCGAGGUGAAAAAUGUUGGGGCAGAGCCCAAAUCUGUGACUUCCAAUCCCUUCAAAAUUCAAAGGGUGAGGACGUCUGAAUUGAAAUCAUUCACUGGCAUUUUGAGUGAUGAAAAUACUUGCCAAGAUUCUGAAGGUCACCUUGAAGUCAGCACAGUGCCAACAGAACUGUGCCCACCUCAGUCCUUGGACUCAGCUGUGGUGGGGGCGUCGGAGACUGAGAGUGUUUCUGGGACUGUAAGCACAAGGAAUGACGAUUGUGAGUUACCAAGUGACAAACUUGAAGUGGUUUCAGAUUCCGAGGAAGCUGCUGAGACGAUCCCUGAGUGGCUAAAAGACGGGGAAUAUGUCUUAGUCGGUACAAACAAGACUGGUACAGUCAGGUAUAUCGGACCCACGGAAUUUGCUGAUGGAAUUUGGAUUGGAAUUGAGCUGGAUGUUCCGGCAGGGAAGAAUGACGGCUCAGUCGGUGGGAAGCAGUAUUUCCGAUGUAAUCCGGGCUACGGAGUGUUAGUGAGGCCCAGCCGGGUCACCAGAGCCAGUGGCUCAGCCAAGCGCCGCAGCACGGGCCACCGGAUGCAACUGGCCGCCGCCUCGGAGAAUCGGAGAAGUGGAAGCUUCUCGAAAUCUAAUCCAAACCUGUCUGCUCUCACCGCACUUGCCAAGUCAGAGGGUGGAGCGGGACUCCGAUCGGGUGACAAGCCUCUGAGGAAAAGUGAGCAUAGAAAAUCCUGGUCGUCUGACCAAAAACCGUAGUGAGAGAUGGAAAUGAACUGGUGAAUCCAAUGUCUAGAGCUCAUUGGUGAGGCUUAGGAACUGGACAUCCAGACGUGCUGACUUCGAUCUAGACCCAGUGCCUUUUCUGAGUAACCUUUCCGACGACCUAAAUGUUACUCCAUUCUGGAUUUUAAAUUUAUUUUUCCUUUCUGUGUCUAAGGUUUCUCUUCCAUUGGUAAAACAAACUGAUAAAAUUUGAACUUUUCAACCUGAAGAAUAGAUCUGUUUUGAGUUCAGAGGUGAACUUGCUAACUUAUCUUUCUGUCUUUUUGGAAAAUGUAGUGAGAGAGAAGAACAAAUCUGCACCAAGUAUUUAAUUGUAUUGAACUUCGGUUGAACCCAUGGCCAGUCCAAUGCCUUGUUAAAGUACAAUCAUUUCUUUGAGUAAUUCUGGAUUGAAAAUUAGGCGCCAGAUUGCGUCGAGUUUUAUAUUUUAUGUGUGGCCUGAUCAGUCCCCUUUUUAUUUCCCAUUAAACUUUUAAAAAAACUUCAACGGAAUGGGACUGUAUAUUUACAUGUUAAUGUCUUUUAAAAUGUAAAUUAGGAUUAGAAAAGAAUGUACAAGAUACACCACUAGAAGUAGUUCAUCCCAAUCCCGAAGAGUGCAGAGAUUGUAUGUAGAGGAUCAACUCAUGAUGGUUUAUGCAUUGAUCCAUUUCCCAAAAUGCUGUUUAUAAAAUCCCCUCCCUACCUUGUAAUAUGCUCAUUACCUCAGAGAAAUGGAAAAUAAGCCAUUGCAAUGUGACCUAAUACAGACCAAUGCAUCUUGAGGUAUGAUUUCCAACAGCUCCUGCUUCUGUGAAACUGCUAAAUUGGAGCGUUUGCUUUGAACACAUGGGUUGAAUCUAUUAUGAAUGAAAAACCUGAAAAAAUACAAUGUUGAGCAUUUGUAUAAAAAGUGUUAGCGGGAACAUUAGAAUUCUUAUUUCUGAACCUGGUCAGUAGAGAUUUACUCAAAUAGGGCUUAAAGGUUAUGCAAUAAUAUGAAAAACUACAUCUUGAGGCCACUUUUAAUCUGUUGUAUGGAACUCCAAGUAAUUUUUAAAAAUCAUCAAAAUUUUAAUAAAGGUAAUGAUUUUCAUGAUUUUAAAAGUUUGAGCAAUAUUCACAUCCAAUGUGAGGCUUUUAGAUUAAUAUUUUAAACGUUAUGUUGCUUUCACCUUGAACAUUUGGUCCAUUGCUCUUGGAUCAAUUCCAGAGUGAAGAAUCUGUUUUGUGUCAAUUGAGGUUGGUGAUUGUGCUUUGUAUAAAGACAGGAGUUUCUGCAGAUGCUAAAAAUACAGAGUAACACACACAAACUUUAUGGAGGAACUCAGUGGGUCAGGCAGCAUCUAUAGAGGAGAAUAAACAGCUGAUGUUUCAGGUCACAGCCUCAAAAGUCAACUGUUUAUUCUCCUCCAUUGAUACUACCUGCCCUGCUGAGUUCCUCCAGCAUUUUGUGUGAUGUUUGGCGACGUCAGCAGUCUCCAUGGGUAUUUUACAAACGUCGUGUGAUAUGAUGUAUAUAGGCUCCCAAUUCACAACCUAGUUCUGUGUUUUUAAUUAAAAUAUAGUUUAAAUAUUUUUCUGUAUUGAUAGGGAAAGGUGGGGCAAAAUGAUUUGCUUUUAAAAUUAUCCUGCCUAUAGUUCCGGUCUUGUUGGACUACACUGGUUUAAUUAUUACUGUAUAAUGUAUGGGCUGCCAUUUGUUGAAGUCCAUCUCCAGAGACACCAUUAGCCGGAAUUAAUGCAUGUGAUACCCUAAACAUUACUUGUUGGAAUAAAUUUCUCCUGAAAAUAAAAUUAAAUGACGCGUUAUUCAGUGCUGUAAGAUGCUGAAAGACACAUCAUUAGCAAGUUUAGACCUUCAUUGGUGCAUUGGUUGGCACGGCUGAUGUAAGUUUGCUCAUCACAUAAGUGGCUAAUACUAAUUACAUUAGAUGGCUUCAGUCAGGGAGAAAAGUUUCAGUGAAUAUGUCCUGCUGGUUAUCUUUAAGAUGUAGUUCGUGCAUCCUAGAUUAUCCAAGCUCAUGUUCUGAUGAUAUGAUGUCUGUGAGAAAAGUGUGUGUCUGUAAGAGAGAAUAAUAAAGAGAGUUAACAUUCACAGCAGAAAGCAUCAGAUAGAACAGUCUGAUUAACCGUAACCACAUGCACUUUCUGUAGUCACUGAAUGUUAGUUGAAGGAUGUGCUACAUCUCCAAAGUGGUGUUUGGCAGUAAAAUGGUCAUGCGUUGUUCUACAGUGCCAGCUGAGAAGUGCACACACUUGGUUGCUGUUUCUCAAAAAUAAAAUUAAAAUGACUGAUGAGGUCAGAGUGCCACAUGUGCUUGCUUAGAUGCAGAUGAUUGCAACUGCUGAAAUGCUUUGUUCUGGCUGUAUGAAUCCAAGCAGUAGAACAUCUGAUUCCAAUGAUCUAGUUUUCACCUGAAUAGAACAGUUCAGCACACAGUAGAGGACCUUCGGCCCAUGAUGUUGUGCUAAUCUACUUUAAGAUCUAUCUAACCCUUGCUUCCCAUAUUCUACUUGUUGGAAAUGCUGCUAGUUCCCCAUUGUUGCUUCUUCUGGCCAGGCUAAGUUGUUAUGUGUGUGCUGUUGUUCAGUGAUGUCUGCUACUUGUUUCAAGUGAAGUUCCACACACAACUGCUCAACACCAUAUACAUAUAGGACUUUCUCUGGUUGACCUGUAGGUCACCUUUGUGGUGCACGAUUGAUAUGAUAAAUCAAGUCUGCUGCCAAUACAUCUGUCCACAAAUAUCAGAUAUUGAUGGUAAAACCGUAGUGUUAGUGACUGUCCAGACUUUUGUAUGAAUUAUUCUCAUCAGGUGUACUUUCAUGCCAUUAGAUAGUUUGCUGACAGCAGGCCAAUUCAGUUUUUAUUGCUAAAACAAGCAUUGAAUAUGUACAGAAGGCAAAUCACCAGCAUUCUGGAUUGAGCUGCCUUUUUGCAAGUACUGGUAACUCUUUAAUCUCUGCCAUCAAGUUUUGUUCAGUGCAUAUAUUAAAGUUUUCAUCCAAAUGGUUGCCAAUAAAGUAAUGAACUCAAUUGGCUCUUGGAAUAAUCCUGUUAAGUUUCUUUUCUGUGAGGGAUUUUGGAAUAGUGACCAAGAUCAUGUCCUUGUAGCUGACCCACAAUAUGGUUGGUGUCUUUCUGGUUCAAUAUGCCCAUACAUUAAAGCCUUUUGAUACAUUUACUUGAACAUAUCUUCAUCUACUCCACCUUGGAAAGCACUAUUAUUUUAAGACCAUUAGAAGUGUGUGCAAUUCUGAACCAACUGCAACGCAGCAGAUGAUCAACACUUGGAAUUACCCAGAGGGAAAGAAGUUGAGAAGCAGGAUUUCAGUAUGCAGCUGAUUUAAGGCUGUGGGCUGCUUGGUGUACAACAGGAAGAGAAUUCUGGCAGUCUACACACAAGAAGAGUAGUGUAUAAAUAAGCAGAAUCAGUAGACAAGUUGAUAUUUUUAUUCUGAACUGGCUAUAUGAAUGUAUUGGGUCCAAACAUUGCGUCUUAUUCUAUUUCCUGAAACCUGAGGCCUGUGGUGUAGUAAACAUACUGUGCUACUCUGCAACGUUGCAACUCCAUUGUAACCUGUCAGUCAGGCUUGAUUAAAAUAGCUGUUUAUUCAUGUUUUGGAGCUCAGUAGAGCAAUAGCAUAGAGACCUUAAUGUGUCCAUUUUAAAAAGAAAAAUGACUUUUACUACUGAUACUGAAGGGGUUUUGUGUAUGACUAAAGUAAAUCUUUCAUAUUCUAAGGCUCAACAUUAGUGUCGAGUUUGUCAAAGGAUUUAAUUUAACACUAAUUGCUGUUUGAAGUAAUUCUGGAGUUCUGUACUACUUGUUAAUCUGUAUAUCUGCUGGGAUUGUAUAUAGAAAGCACAAUCUGAAAAUUUGAAUGUAUGUAAUAAUUUGGGUAUUUAAGGGCUCAAUUAAAUUGGUGCUUUGCCAUCUUAUUGCCUGUCAAAAUUUCUAUUGUACACUUAAUAUUCUGUAAAAUAACAAUUCUGGCUGAAAAAUAAUAAAAGUAUA
Molecule: messenger RNA, 10398 nt
Organism: Mobula hypostoma (lesser devil ray)
Lineage: Eukaryota; Metazoa; Chordata; Chondrichthyes; Myliobatiformes; Myliobatidae
Product: kinesin-like protein KIF13B
Exons: 40
Coding region: 365-6373 (2002 amino acids)
Biological process (GO): microtubule-based movement
Molecular function (GO): microtubule motor activity; ATP binding; microtubule binding
Source: RefSeq, a predicted model, not a curated record